ACAUUGAGACGCAGGUGACGCAGCGCAGCGUAUGGCAGUGCAGCGUAGUUUUCUGUAAUCUAUUAGUUAGAACUUAUUAGCGCAUAUUGGGAGGCAGGGCAGGGCAGAGCAGUGCUGUGCCUAUGUUAGCCUGCGUCACGUAGUGUUCGCGACACAUAUUACUGCACACGUGCCACGAGCUUUGGCUAUUACGAUAUUUAUUUAACUAAUUAAACUUGUUAAUUAAGUCAUCAUUUUUUAAAAAUUACGAUGGAAGAAACUUUAAUUGAAGCCGUCAGACAUUACAGUGUCUUAUUUGACACUAGUCAUGCCGACUAUAUGAAGGGCAAGUUGAAAAACGAAAUAUGGGAAAAGAUUGCCAGUGAACUUAAAUUAAGUAAUGGUAAGUACCUACCUAGUAUUCAAUUGAUUUUAUAUCGUGUAAAGAAAAUGCAAGUUCAAACAAAACUCGGAAGUUUAAACGCUACCUUGUAUUUUAUUGUUUUUACAGGUGAAACAGUGAAAACCAUGUGGACCAAACUGAGGAACUGCCACAGAGAUGCUCUACGAAGGCAAAAAAAAAUGUUUAAAAGUGGAGCUGGAGCUGAGACAGUUAGACGGUGGAAAUUCCAGAAACAAAUGGAGUUUUUGUUGCCAUACAUGGAGAACAGAAAGCGAAGUGCCAAUAUAGUUGACAGUGAUGAUGAACAAUCCGACAAUGCAGACACUGAAGUUAGUCAAAUUUUAGAGACACCACAGACGUCAAUCUUGGAGAAUAAUUAUGAACUGGAAGAAGAUAAUGAAGUGCACAGCAACAAGGAACGAGAAGAUUCUGUUGAAAAAUUAAAAGAUACUCCUUCGUCAGCUGGUAGGAAAUUUACUUUCAAAGAACCACAGAAAAAAAUGAAAAAAAAUGAUAUAGGCACCAUGAUUCAACAGUCUAUAGCGAAUCGCGAACAACGAGCCAAAGAAAGAUCAAUUGAACGCCAAAAAUUGGUAGACCUCAAAACUCCAAAUGAUCCGCUUUACCAUUUCUUUAUGUCCAUGUACCAAACGACUUAUAAAAUGCCACCAGCGUCUCAACUUACUAUCAAAAAUAAAUUAUUUGAAGUUGUUUCUCAAGUAGAGUCUGAUAUUUUGAAUUAUCAACAAAAUAAUGCUUUUCAAGAACUUCAUUCACAACAGAUACAACAAAAUAUCUACAGUCAACCUCAGUCUUUUUCUACGUGGUCAUACGGAGAAAGUUCAUGUGCAGGUACUUCUCGCGACAGUUCAGUUUCUGAAGAUGUUGAGAACCAAGAUAAUAUUGUUCAUUAUAUAAAUACUUACAAGACUAAAGAAUAAUUUUUUUUUAAUUUUAUUACAUCAA
Messenger RNA from Myzus persicae (green peach aphid), 1348 nucleotides. RefSeq lists its product as uncharacterized. The transcript has 2 exons. The record is from RefSeq and is a predicted model, not a curated record. Gene Ontology annotation, biological process: regulation of transcription by RNA polymerase II. Gene Ontology annotation, cellular component: nucleus; transcription regulator complex. The coding region runs from base 250 to 1323 and encodes 357 amino acids. Lineage: Eukaryota; Metazoa; Arthropoda; Insecta; Hemiptera; Aphididae.